ACCCCGCUAAAAAUUCGAACGCUAAAAUGUCCACCCUUGAGCACAUAUAAUUCACCCAUCCUUAUCACCUAAACCUAUCUACCAGCCUAUCGAUAACACUCUAACCCCAUCCGUCCUAGUCCAGGGGACACCAGCGCCCAGACCGAUCUGAUCCAGCCCGGUGUCACCACCCCGGCAACCAUCCUGCUGAUCAGGGUCUUUCAUUCAUCCAUCCAUCCAUCAAUCAAUCGAUUGAUAUUUAAGAUGGCGUCCCGUCUAAUCCAAAGAAACAUCCUCCGCGCUGGUCGUGGUCUACACGCAGCUACCCCAUUCCCCCGACAUGGAUCUCCCGCCUUGACGCGUACGGGCACGCGUACGCGCACCGCUACCGUGCACCGAAUCUCAUCUAACCGGAUGUAUCAUCCUUCACCAUGUUACUACAACACCGAUUCCACAACCCAACCCGGUUCUGCCGAUGGGAAUGCCAAUGCCUCUCAAGGGAGAGUCGGCCCGUACGCAUCCAACGUCGAUGCCGUAGCGCUCGAAGGAAAAGGUCUCACGAGGGUGCAUUGGAUGAAUCAGGACUUGUCUGUUGUGGACCGUCUCAUCCCACCCCAAACCAUCAUCCAAUUCGUAGAAUGCCUAAUGCACGGGGUGCUACCUAAUGGCAAGGAAACCCAGUUUGAGAUUUUGCAGCAGGAAGAGAUGGGCUUGCUCUAUGUUCCCGUUGAUCAGUGGGCACCGUCAUCCUCCUCCUCCUCCUCCUCCUCCUCCUCCUCCUCCACUUCAUCUGGGGAAUCCGAAUCCACUCUGCACCGCAUCAUGCUAGCUGUUGGCAGCCAUGAAGAUCCGCGACGACUCUGCUCGGUAGGAAAGAACAUCCACUCCGUCAAGACUCGACUGUGGGAAGGCAUGGUGCCUAUGUCUGCUGCGCGAUGGAAGGAGAAGGGGUUACAUGAGGGAGAGCAUUUCGAAACGGCGUGCGAGUAUCUCACGUCCGUGGUGACGGUGUUUGAGUAUUUGAAUCAUCCCCAGGUGCGGGCCAAUCUUCGGGACGGGUUUAAUAUCAUUUCCGGGCAUUUGGGGGUGUUUCAGGAUGGAUUGAAUGUGAAGCGUCGAGAACGGGGGCAGACGGUGUUGGAUUUGAGAGGGCUGUGGGAGGAGUUUAUGAGGGCCAAGUAUGAGGUUAUGACGAGUCGGGCGCAUGGGUGGGUGUUGGACCGGGUGAAGGAGUUGCAGGAGCAGUUGGUGGCGGAUAUUUGUGCCUUGCCGGUGUUGAGUGAGGGGGAGUCGAGCCCCGAGUUGGCGAAAUUGUCGGAUAAGUGGUUCAAGGUGACGGAGGUUACGGCGCUGGCGGAUCUGACCAUUUGGUUGCCGAUGGAUGGGUAUGUGGGCUAUCGGCCGGAGGAGAAGGUGGUUGCGGGUUUGAGGAAUCCGAAUCUGGAGGUCUUGCGCAAGACGUAUGCGGAGAAGCAUAAAACCAUGGCGUGGCCGCGGAUGGUGCAGCUGAUACAGGAGGACCCGUCGGGGCAGCCGGGUGAGAGCAAUGGUCAGAGUCCAGUGGAUCGGGCCAAACGCAUCGCCAUCAGUGCCGUCGUGCAGGACGAGCUGCGUCAGGAGAUCCGUGGAGCAGCCCCGCCUGUUGGACCGGAGCCGUGGAUCCAGCGGAUCUUGCAUUUCAACGAGCUAUCGCAGUCCGUGGAGGAGGAGGCUCGGCUGGGCGAGGGACUAGCGAUCUACCGUCUCUCCUACCAGGUAUCGGACGCCGAAUGGGACUCCUUCAAAAGCAAAUUCGAAGCCCACCUCUCUGCCUGGGGCGCCGGGGUAGCCAAAUCCGAGGAAGUCAAGCCCCUGCUCAAAAUCCACUGGUUCGACGGAAAAGAGCUCGGAUUCAGCGACCACGACAUCGAUGCCGCCAAGAAACACUACCAACAGAUCCGAGCCUCCGACACAUACGCCCAGAAACUCCAACACGACGUCUUCCUCGUCGCCGACGGCUGGAGCAUCGGAUCCUACAACGAAUCCGGCUUCCACAACCCAACCAAAACCAUGCUGCCCGGCGACUUCCAGGGCCACAUCCUCGCCGUGGACGCCUACUUCGACCCCGCCACCCCCAACGAGCACGUCGAAGAAUCCCCAGACUUUGACGGCCAGAUGCGCAUCCUCGGCAACUUGGUCUGGAGUGAGCUGUACGCUAUGCUGGCGCUGCGGUGUGCGAGGUUAGAGGAUCUGUGGCCGUUGGCAAUGCAUCAUCCGCAGAAGGUGUACACGGGUCCGACGGUCCCGGCGCAGCGCGCUGAGUGGGCCGAGCAGAAUGCUAUCAAGGCGGCUGUCAUGAAGCCGUUUUUGGAACAGUUGAAGGAGAAACAUCCUGAGAUGGCGCCUGCGGUGGAGAAGUUGAUGAUGCCGCAUCAGUGAUUAUACUAGUGGACAUUGUAUUAUAACUACAUUCUGUUUUGUCUUUGAUACUUUCUUCCUAUGGGUUUAAAAAGCUUGUAGAUCGG
Molecule: messenger RNA, 2483 nt
Organism: Aspergillus ibericus CBS 121593
Lineage: Eukaryota; Fungi; Ascomycota; Eurotiomycetes; Eurotiales; Aspergillaceae
Exons: 2
Coding region: 244-2397 (717 amino acids)
Source: RefSeq, a predicted model, not a curated record